This is a messenger RNA of Actinia tenebrosa (Australian red waratah sea anemone), 785 nucleotides long. RefSeq lists its product as uncharacterized. The record is from RefSeq and is a predicted model, not a curated record. NCBI's taxonomy places the organism in Eukaryota, Metazoa, Cnidaria, Anthozoa, Actiniaria, Actiniidae.
CUUCCUCCACAGUCUCCCUCGAUCAUACGCUACACAUAACGAAAACCAAGAUGGCGGCAAUAGUGGGGAGGAUGGUGAGGAGUACGACAAUUUCUUGUCGAAUUGCACCGUUCUUAUCAAGGUUAUCUAAAAAUUCCACUCCAUUACUAAAGCCCCACGAAACUAGAUCCCGGCUUUUUAUUCCUUUCGGCUCGUUUCCUUCAUGUUGGAGGCGAUGGCAGUCCACUGAAGGCGCAAUUGAAGACAGAGCAAAGCUUAGGACUUGGCUUGAUAAAGCAAAGAGCGCAAACUGGCUCUCACGAUGGAUUAAUGAUGUUGAUGAAAUUGAAAGUUCGUUGAUGUCAGAUGAGGAGUAUGUGGAAAGAGAAAAGCUUAUACAAAAAAUGACAGAAAUGUACUUUGACAACCCUUCAAAAAAGUGGGAUGCUGAAUUCUUUGAAGAGGUUUUUGAUACUCUUAUGAAGUACAAUGACAGGGUAGGGACAGAAAUCUUUUUGGAAAUGAUGAGGGAAAUGCAAGUGGAGGUUAAUCCACAGUUACUCGCAAAGGUUGAAUUGUUUGUGAAGAAAGCCAGAGAUGCAUCGUGGUUUGAAGACUAGAUAAGUCAUUUUCUUGACUAUUGGCUUUUUUUAUUUAAAUAAGAACUUGCAAAAUGAAGCGGCCCGUUUGUUCUUAUAAUAUCAGCUUUUGUUAUUAUAUUUGUAGCUGAUUUGAAAAGCCUGAACUUAUUUUCUUUGUGCUCCAAGUUUAAACAUUAAUAAAUAGUAGUAAUGUUUCUGUUCAAA